UGAGGGCGCUUGAUAAAAGAUGGCGGCGUCCAUGGUAAACUGAUCGAAAGUCGUAUCGAGAAGAUUUCAGAUUUUUUAUCUGCACCUACUACAUGUAGGCCUACCCUGCGCCGUUAAGUGUUGUUGAAAUUCAGUCACCACAAUGGAUUUGAAUCCUGAUGCAGAUCUUGCCGUGCGAAAGAAGAAAAAGAAGAAGAAGAAAAGGAAACAUGCAGAGACUCCAGCGGACUAUGCCUGGAUAAAAACUGAGCCUGAGACUGAGUGGUUGAGUGUACAAAGUCAGAAUCUUGACUUUGGGACCAUAGACAACAACCGAACCCUUGGUGCUCCCAAGGAAACAAGGAAGAAAAAAAAGAAGGUGAAAUCUGAAGACCCAGUGGAAAAUGUGCCCAGUGUGGAUGCAGAAAUGGUGUGUGAUUUUGGCAUCUCGGAUAGCACUGAUCAUUCAGAUGAGGCAAAGCAGAUCCUUAAAAAGAAAAGGAAGAGGAAAAGAAAACGCUCUAUUCUCCAGGAAGCACAGUCCGAGGAGACAAGUUCUAUAGCGGGGGAUUCACAGCAGGAGGUUCAAGAUGGAGUUGAGGACUGUCCCUUGUCUUUCCGGGCUGAACCUCAAUCACACAAAUGCAAGAAGAACAAGAAGUGUAAGGUACAAGAGCAGCCGUCUCCAGGAACAUUAACGGCAGAUGUGGCCGAGUCACAACACAUAAUGCCUGCUGUUUCAGAGGCGACUAAGGAGAAAGUUGCUGAUAAAAGCCGCAAGAAAAAGAAACACAAGGCAAAAGACCAUCUUGACAGUCCGAUGAGUACCGAUGCGGAUGGAGACCAGACUUCAGGGAAGAUUACUGUGACUGACACAACUGAGGAUGAUGCAAGGCAUAAGAAGAGAAAAAGGAAAGCCCAGGACAAGCUCAAUGAACUGCACUACGAGGAACCCCAAGGGCUGGCAGAUGCUAAUUGCAAAAAUCAAGAUGACUUGGUCUCAGAGGGUGUGGGAUACCCUGUGCGAAUAAAGAAAGGAAAAAGAAAGAAGAAAGAUUUGGAUGAGCAUUUGCAAACAGGAGGGAGUGCCGAAUCACAGAUUUCUCCUAAUACUGUGGACAUGCAGGAGAAGCUGUCAUCGCAAGAGGAGGAUCCCAAACCCAGGAAGAGAAAAAAGAAAUCCACUGGUUGGAACAAUGGUAAUGAUGACCCCAUAUGUCUGCAGUCGUCUGAAAUAGAGAUUGGUCAGAGUGGAUGCUCCAAAGCUCCGGCUGCUGACAGGUUGUUGGAGGCCAAAGCAUCGGUCUUUGCUGGCAAGAUGGGGUGGUCCUCUGCUGCGGAAGAAGAGGACGAGUCAUGGAUUCAGGAUCUUCCUUUCUACGUAGGAACUUCCACGUGUACUUCCUUGCGUAGAAAACCAAUACAAAAAGAAGGAGUCGUGCUUAAAAAAGGAUAUUGGAAAGGUCACGAGGACAAGAUCUUGAGAGAAAACAUUGAGAACUUCUGCAAAGGGGAAACAGGCUCCAGUACUUGGCUUCAUCUCCAUCUCAGGCAUCACCCACUGUUUUACCUCCCUGACGUUGAAGUCCUUGGUUCAAUAAUAAGUCAUAUGUACUGCCAUCCAAGUGUUGAAACUAUGUGCCAUCCACCUUGAGCGGAAGCACUCCCUCAUCCGUUGAACAGAGCCAGAAAUAUGGCAUUGACGAUGUGAAGAAGGUAACCCACCCGCACCUGUUUGAAGAGAAACAAGCUCUCCUAUGUCUCAUACAGCAGAAGA
Molecule: messenger RNA, 1756 nt
Organism: Acanthaster planci (crown-of-thorns starfish)
Lineage: Eukaryota; Metazoa; Echinodermata; Asteroidea; Valvatida; Acanthasteridae
Biological process (GO): termination of RNA polymerase I transcription
Cellular component (GO): nucleolus
Molecular function (GO): chromatin binding
Source: RefSeq, a predicted model, not a curated record